Messenger RNA from Saccharomycodes ludwigii, 1119 nucleotides. It is a transcript of the gene CPR6, whose product is annotated as peptidylprolyl isomerase CPR6. Gene Ontology annotation, biological process: protein folding; protein peptidyl-prolyl isomerization. The transcript has a single exon. The record is from RefSeq and is a predicted model, not a curated record. NCBI's taxonomy places the organism in Eukaryota, Fungi, Ascomycota, Saccharomycetes, Saccharomycodales, Saccharomycodaceae. Bases 1 to 1119 code for a protein of 372 amino acids. Gene Ontology annotation, cellular component: intracellular membrane-bounded organelle. Gene Ontology annotation, molecular function: protein binding; peptidyl-prolyl cis-trans isomerase activity.
AUGUCUGACACGAGACAAAAAGUUUAUUUUGAUAUUUCUAUUGGUGGAAAACCGGCGGGUCGUGUGGUUUUUGAGUUGUUUAAUGACAUUGUUCCAAAAACUUGCGAGAAUUUUUAUAAACUAUGUGAAGGCAAAGCCGGCUUCUGUAAAACCAAACCUGAUACUCCUUUAUGUUACAAAAAUUCUAUUUUCCACAGGGUAAUUAAGAAUUUUAUGCUUCAAUUUGGUGAUUUCACCAAUUUCGAUGGUCGCGGUGGCGAAAGUGUUUACGGUGAAAAGUUUGAGGAUGAAAAUUUCGAACUAAAGCAUGAUUCUCCUUUUUUAUUAUCUAUGGCUAAUGCCGGUCCAAACACAAAUGGUAGUCAAUGUUUCAUUACCACUACUGCAACCCCACACUUAGAUGGUAAACAUGUAGUAUUCGGUAAAGUUAUUCAAGGGAAAAGAGUGGUUCGUACUAUUGAAAAUCAAAAGACAGAUGAUAAUGACAAACCAUUACAGGAUGUCGUUAUAUCUGAUUGUGGUACUUUGCCAAAUGAUUAUGUUGUUCCAGCAGAUGCUGAAAAAGCACCAGUUGAUCAAUACGGUGAUGACUAUGAGGAUUCCUUAUCUGCUGAACCAAGAGCGGAUACAAAUGAUUUUACCAGUGUUAUUAAAUGUGUCAAUGCUAUUAAGGAGAUUGGUACCAAAGUUUUUAAAGAACAAAAAUAUGAUGUCGCUUUGGAAAAGUACAAAAAAUGCGCUAAUUACGUGACUGAGUACUUUCCGGAUGACCUAUCAAAAGACCAAUUGAAGGAACUAAAUGAUUUGAAAAAGUCUAUCUAUUUGAAUCUUGCCCUAGCUGCAUUGAAGGAAGGUUCAUACAAGGAUGUUUUGGAACCAGCUACUCAAGUUUUGCACAUUGAGGGUGUUGAUGAGAAAGCACAGGCUAAGGCUUUGUAUAGACGUGGGCUAGCUUAUUACAAUUUGAAAGAUCCAGAGAUGGCUCUAACAGAUUUAGAAUUGGCUGCGUCUUAUCAGCAUGGUGACGCUGGUAUUUUACAGGCUAUUAAAAAUGCUAAAAUUCUAAAGAAAAAGCAGAGAGAACAACAAAAAAAGCAAUUUUCUAAGAUGUUUACUUGA